Messenger RNA from Chlamydomonas reinhardtii, 1641 nucleotides. RefSeq lists its product as uncharacterized. Bases 253 to 1230 code for a protein of 325 amino acids. The transcript has 6 exons. The record is from RefSeq and is a predicted model, not a curated record. Lineage: Eukaryota; Viridiplantae; Chlorophyta; Chlorophyceae; Chlamydomonadales; Chlamydomonadaceae.
GUCACAGCUGUAGUGGCGCUGCUUGGUCUGUCAGCAUUGGCGCUCCUGGCAUGGCCUCGUGCCAGCACCAACUCGUCCUUAGUCGCGUUAUCACACAAGGCGCAAACCUACGAGCCAACAACAUGCUGGUUCUCCACGCUAGCCCCGGUCACGUCCGGUUCGGUUGUUGUGCCGGCACGCCCGCGCAUCAUCCUGUUCGGCGACAGCCUCACGGAGCGCGGGUUUGACCAGCCGGGCGGCUGGGCGGCCUACAUGGCGGCUAACUACACGCGCCGGGCGGACGUGGUGAAUCGCGGCCUGUCUGCCUACAACACGCGCUGGGCGCUGCAGACACUGCCCUAUGUGUUCGACGGACCUAGCGCGGGGCCAACGGCCCGGAGCGGCAGCGCCAGCGCCGGUGCUGCCGCCAGCACGGCGCAUGCGGGCGAGAAGGAGGCGGUCCCGGAGGAGGGGGAGGCGGGCACGCGAGGGCGGCAAGCACAGCACCAGCAGCACCAGUCGCACCCGCACCCGGAGCCGGCGGCCUCCCGGGUGCUGUUCGCAACCAUCCUGUUCGGCGCAAAUGACGCGGUGCUGCCCGAUGCACCAGCCAAGGGGCGUGAGAAGCACGUGCCGGUGGAGGAGUACGGCCGGAACUUGCGGGAGAUGGUGUCGUACGCACGUGCCGCGGGCGUCAGCCGCGUGCUCAUGAUUACCACUCCACCGGUGUGGGCGCCGGGGCGGCGGGACUUCCUGGUGCAGCGCUUCGGCGAGGCGGCCAAGGACUGGCCGCUCGACCGCACCCUGGACACCGUAGCGCCCUACGCCCGCGCAGCGGCGGAGGCGGCGCAGGAGCUGGGAGUGCCGUGCCUGGACCUGUUCAACCUGCUGCAGCAGGAGCCCGACUGGGGUGAGCGGCUGCUGUCGGACGGGCUGCACUUCUCCCCCGCCGGCCAGGCGCGGGUGUGGGAGCUGAUGCAGGGGCUGCUGGUGACCGUGUGGCCGGACAUCAGGCCGGAGGCGCUGCCGCUGCAGUUCCCCGCCUGGGACGCGGUGGACGCCGCCGACCCCCCGGCCAGCUUCGUGGCAGGCAGGGUGAUUCCGCACAAGGUGGCAGCAGCAGCAGCAGCAGCAGGCGUUGCAACUGGAGGAGGGGCAGGGGGAGGCGAGGCGUCCGGGGUGCGGAAAGGGGCGGGCGUGGGGGCGGAUGCCGGGAGAGGCGGCAGCGGUCGGCAGGCGCCAGGAGACUGAGCUGGGCGGUUUGGCUGUGUGAUGGGACAGGGUGUAGGCAGGUUGGCGAGGCCCCAUAGGGUGCAGCUGCCGCCCAUACCCCAAGCAGACGGCAAACAGUUUGCAGGCGCCAGGAGACUGAGCUGGGCGGUUUGGCUGGGCUCGUUUGUUGGUGAAGAAGCACAAGAACGGAAACAUGCAGUUGGAUGUCCUGGUGGAUGCGAGCGGAAUGUGCCGAGGUGAAGGGGACUAGCUCCGUGAUGCAGGUGCUGGUGUGCUGGUUACCGUAGGCGUGACAUGCGAGGUGUGGAAGGAGCUAGCCGGGCGUCAAUGGAAGCGCAGGCGGUGGUGACCACACAAGAGUCACUGGCGCGUGCGCGUGCACAGUGCGGGGAGUGUGUCCGCGUCGCUGGCCGCAUGAAUCCCAGUGAA